This is a messenger RNA of Arachis stenosperma, 1761 nucleotides long. RefSeq names its product probable WRKY transcription factor 9. Gene Ontology annotation, molecular function: sequence-specific DNA binding; DNA-binding transcription factor activity. The record is from RefSeq and is a predicted model, not a curated record. Bases 71 to 1609 code for a protein of 512 amino acids. The transcript is spliced from 5 exons. Lineage: Eukaryota; Viridiplantae; Streptophyta; Magnoliopsida; Fabales; Fabaceae. Gene Ontology annotation, biological process: regulation of DNA-templated transcription.
AGCCAAGAGCAGACAAAGGAAAUUAAAGAGAGAGAUUCUUGCAAUCAAAUCAUCAGUAUUAUGCUCAACCAUGUCUUCUAAAGGAAAAGAACCCCAAAACAUGAUGGAUAUUGAUCUCUCUUUGAAGAUAGAUCAUAUUGAAAAUAAUAAAGACGGAGAAGCAACACCAUCAAAAGUAGUAGCAUCAGUCAAAGAGGAUCUGAAGAACAAGAAGAAGGAAGAAACAAAGGCACUUAAUAUUAACAAAGAAGAUGUUCCUGAAGCCGCAGCUGGCGAAAUUGAAGAUGAAUUACCUUCGCAGGAUAACACAAAAGCAAGAGAGUUGAGUGUGUUACAAAUGGAGAUGGAGAGCAUGAAAGAGGAAAACAAAGUGCUGAGGAAAGUGGUGGAACAAACUAUGAAAGACUACUAUGAUCUGCAACUCAAAUUUUCAAUCAUCCAAGAAAACAACAAUAAUAAAAAUAAAAGCAAGGAUCAUGAAAUUUCUCUCUCACUUCAUCGAGAAGAGAAUGCAACGAUAAGGAAGCUCAAUGAUGAAGAAGUGCCGCGGAGAAUUCAUCAUUAUCAAGAUGAGAUGUUUAAGUUUAACAACAAAAUUGAAAAAGCCUCAUCCCUUGCAAACACCGAUUGCGGUGAGAGUUUAAUAAGCGAGAGUGAAUUGGGCUUAUCGCUAAGGUUGGAGACAAGCACAAGAAAAAAGGAAAAGGAAAUUGAUGACGAGGAAGAUCAAAAGCAAGAAGAAGAAGAGGAAGAAGAAGAGGAAGAAGAAGAGGAAGAAGAGGAGGAGAAAAAGACACAACCUGCAAAUUUUGCAUCAUCGUCAGCGGCUACGAAAUUGCAGCGGACACAUCAUCAUGCGUUCCACGCUGCAUCGCCUCCUAACAGAAAAGCUAGGGUUUCGGUUAGAGCAAGAUGCGAGGCAGCCACCAUGAAUGAUGGGUGCCAAUGGAGAAAAUACGGACAGAAGAUUGCUAAAGGAAAUCCAUGUCCACGAGCUUACUAUCGUUGCACUGUAGCCCCUGGCUGCCCCGUUAGGAAACAGGUACAGAGAUGCAUAGAUGACAUGUCGAUACUAAUCACAACAUACGAAGGAACGCACAACCAUCCACUUCCGGUGGGUGCAACUGCCAUGGCUUCUUCGGCCGCAGCUUCCUUCAUGUUGCUGGACUCAAGCACUUUCAACGUUAACCACCAGCAGCCAUUACUACUAAACCCAAACCCUAAUAAUAAAGGAGUUGUUCUGGACCUGAUCGCCAAUGAGGCAUCAUCAUCACUACGUUAUCCCGGUUUGUCUUGGAUGCAAAACAAUAAUCAUCAUCAGAAGGCGCCUGCUAGUAGAGGGAUAAUAAUGGAGCAUGGCGAAGAAAGCAAGGCAGUAGUAGAUGACAUGGUGAAGGUGUCGGCCAUUGCGUCAGAUCCUAAGUUUAGGGUUGCUGUUGCGGCGGCCAUAACAUCAUUCAUCAAUAAUAAUAAUAAAGAUCAUGCUAUUGGAGCCACUUCUUUUGCCGCUAAUAGCAGCAGCAGCAGGACUACUGCCAACAACACCAACAACAACUGGAUCUUAGAUAAUAAUAAUAAUCAUUCUCUCUCUAAAGAUGCUAAUCCAUAAGCUUACUUGAUUCAUUUUCCACUCUUUCUUUCUUUGGAGACAAAAACUGAACUAUAUAUAUUCUAUAUAUGUAGUAACUUCUUAAGGCUUAAGCAUUAUUAGUAUUUUAUAUAUACAUGUAUUCAAUCAAUAAAAAUGAGAGUUAUUCGGUU